This is a messenger RNA of Pogonomyrmex barbatus (red harvester ant), 735 nucleotides long. RefSeq names its product venom serine protease 34-like. The record is from RefSeq and is a predicted model, not a curated record. Gene Ontology annotation, molecular function: serine-type endopeptidase activity. NCBI's taxonomy places the organism in Eukaryota, Metazoa, Arthropoda, Insecta, Hymenoptera, Formicidae. Gene Ontology annotation, biological process: proteolysis.
CACGAUAUAUUUUAUACGAUACAAGCCUUUAGUCUCAUUAUUUACGGAAGUUACUUGUCACGAUACGUGUAUCCUGUUUGGAAGUUCUACACAAAUAUGGAACUCAAAAUAGUUUUAUUCGGCUUAUUGCUAUCUCUUUUGUCAUUAAAUGGAGUUCAAUCGGAUUGUAAUUAUUUUCGAAAUUUGGAUGCUGGCCAAACAUAUUACGUGUAUAAUAAAGAGUUUCCCGAAUGGUACGAGGGAAUAAAUCAGUGCGUUUGGCAAAUGACAAGUUUUAAUAUUGUAAAACUAAAUUGUUCUAUUGAAAUAGAACCAAUGACUCCAAACUGUUUUCAAGAUAAUUUUUCUAUUCAAUUUGAUAGAGGAAAUACAAUAAGAUAUUGCGGUUAUAAAACAUUUACACUCAUAGGGAUGAAUCCAACUAUAAGAUUGAAUUCAUUUUCAAAUUAUUCGAAAGGUCGAUUUUUAUGCCAGAUAUAUGCAAGUAAUAAUGAUAAUUGCCAAUGCGGUUGGAAAAAAGUAACCAGAAUAGUAGGCGGCAGUGAAACUGAGGUAAAUGAAUAUCCCAUGAUGGCUGGACUUGUUGAUUAUAUGAAACGUGAUAUAGUUUGCGGUUGUACCAUUAUAUCUAAACAAUAUAUAACAACUGCAGCUCAUUGUUUAGAACAAAUACAAAAUAUUAAUAAUUUUGGCAUAGUUGUUGGUGAACAUGAUUUAAAAACAGGUAAAUAUUAA